This is a messenger RNA of Glarea lozoyensis ATCC 20868, 2403 nucleotides long. Its product is annotated as RNA-binding, RBD. The coding region runs from base 1 to 2403 and encodes 800 amino acids. Lineage: Eukaryota; Fungi; Ascomycota; Leotiomycetes; Helotiales; Helotiaceae. The transcript has a single exon. The record is from RefSeq and is a predicted model, not a curated record. Gene Ontology annotation, molecular function: RNA binding.
AUGGCUCCUCCAGCAAAACGACAACGUAUUGAGGAUGAUGAGGCAGUUGCCCCCGUCUCAGAAUAUGACGAACAACCCGCGCCAAAAAAGGCGAAGAACGAAACCAAUGCCUCUGCCCGCAGAACACUCUUCGUUCGAUCACUCCCCGCAGUGGCUACCAGCGAAGCCUUGACCGAACUCUUUUCUCAGAAUUACCCUCUCAAGCAUGCAACGGUUGUCAUGGAUACGGAGACUAAGCAGUCAAAAGGAUAUGGAUUUGUCACAUUCGCAGAUUCAGAAGAUGCUCAGCGAGCGGUGGACGAAUUCAACGGAAAGAAGUUCCUCGGUCGGAACAUGCGAAUUGAAAUUGCUCAGCCUAGAUCUCGCGAACUUGGGACCAAAGGGGCAGACGGAAAGCACAAAAGUACGAUAUCUGCAGACGCCGCUGCUGUGAAGAAGGCACGCGUGGAGAAAUUGGCAGAAAACAGGAAAUCGCCCAAACUCAUCAUUCGAAAUCUUCCAUGGAGUAUAAAGACCCCUGAGCAGCUGGCGGAGCUAUUCAAGAAGUUCGGCAAAGUCAAAAUCUCUACUUUGCCAAAGGUCAAGGAUACUCAGGCUGGUUUUGGGUUUGUGGUGAUGCGAGGAAAGAAGAAUGCCGAAAAGGCUCUGCAUACUAUCAACGGAACAAUGGUGGACGGGCGCAUGUUAGCAGUUGAUUGGGCUGUCGAAAAAGAAGUAUGGGAAAAGCAAAAAGCCAAUGGAAUCGAUGCAACCGACGACGAAGAUAAAUCGGACGAUGAGGAGGGCGGGGCAAAAGUCGAAGAGGGCUCAGAAGAUGAAGAAGAUGAUGUUGCGAAUUUCAUGAAAAACUUUGGAGAUCAACUUGAAUCGGAGGACGAGGGUGAUGAUGAGCCCAAGUCCGAGGAUGGAUCCGACUUGGAGGACGAGGGCAGUGACCAGCUGAGUGAGGAUGAUGAGGAUGACGAUGAGGAUGAGGAUGAUGACGACCUAGAGAGUGAGCAAGAAAACGCAAGACCUGCCAAGGUCAUGAUCACAGACAACUCUACAACUCUUUUCGUUCGCAAUUUACCGUUCACAACUCUAGAUCCAGAUCUCAAGGAGCAUUUUAGUCAAUUUGGUCCAGUCCGAUAUGCACGAGUUGUCAUGGAUAAGGCCACCGAUCGACCCAAGGGUACUGGUUUCGUUUGUUUCUUCAAAGUCGAGGAUGCAGAUGCAUGUUUCCGUGGUGCCCCUCGUUUCCAGCCCAGCGGCGCUAAUGCGACCAAGAAAGGAGACGCGGUUGCUCCAAAAGUCAAGCACUCUGUAUUAGAGAGCGAGACUGCAGACUCCAACGGCAUGUAUACUAUUGACGGUCGAGUCCUCCAAAUCACAAAAGCUGUGGAACGAGAAACUGCUGUAAAGCUAACAGAGGCUGGUUCCACUUUCAGAGAAGGUCGCGACACAGACAAACGGAAGCUAUAUUUGUUAUCUGAAGGAACUGUCGCUUCUGGGACCCCCUUGUACGCUGCUUUAGCCCCGUCAGAAAUCAAGAUGCGAGAAGAUAGUGCUAUGCAGCGUAAAAAGUUGAUCCAAAACAACCCAACCCUACACCUGAGUCUUACACGUCUUUCUAUCCGAAAUCUUCCCAAAACUAUCGACUCGAAAGAUCUCAAAGCACUUGCUCGUGAGGCUGUUGUUGGGUUUGCAAAGGAUGUCAAAGGUGGAUUAAGAGCUCAGCUUUCAAAGGAAGAGGAGGCUCGUGGUGGCGACGAGAUGCGAGAUUCUGAAAAGCAAAGAAAAGCAAAAGGAAAAGGUAUUGUUAGACAAGCAAAGAUCGUUUUUGAAGGACGAGAAGGAGCGAAAGUAUCAGAGGAGAGCGGUGCAGGUCGAAGUCGUGGGUAUGGAUUUGUCGAGUACAGCUCUCACCGAUGGGCUUUGAUGGGAUUGAGAUGGCUUAACGGGCAUGCACUUGAAAGUUCGGCUGGGAAGAAGCAGCGAUUGAUUGUCGAGUUUGCUAUUGAAAAUGCACAAGUCGUGUCCCGACGUAAGGAACGAGAGGAAAAGGCAAGACUACGGUCUAAGGAGGUAGUGGAACUUCGUGAAAAAGGAGAAGCACCACCAAAAGAGAAGAAGAUUUUAAGGAAAGACACCGUCAUGGCUAAAACCAGAAAGGGCAUGAAAGGAGGAAAGAAGGGACGAGGUCCUUUAGCAAUUCCAGAAAAGUCGUUCGAUAGAGUUCCGCACAAAGAAUCAAACUCUGCUGGCGGCAAAGGCACGGAUGUCACGAAUGGUGGGCGGACGAAGAAACCAAAACCUGCUGCUAAAGACGGGCCACAAGCUACAGACGAUGGGAAAAUAGCUAAGCGAGCACAGAUUAUUCAGAAGAAACGGAUGGCUAGGAGGCAGCGGAAGCAGGGAGCUUGA